This is a messenger RNA of Blastocystis hominis, 858 nucleotides long. RefSeq lists its product as hypothetical. The transcript has 3 exons. The coding region runs from base 1 to 801 and encodes 266 amino acids. NCBI's taxonomy places the organism in Eukaryota, Bigyra, Opalinata, Blastocystidae. The record is from RefSeq and is a predicted model, not a curated record.
AUGAUAAUGAUUGACGGCCAAUCGUUUGGAUUCUCCACUAUUUCAUUGACGAUUCAAGCUAUGUCUUCGACUAAGGCUAAGGACUCUGCUAAAUCUAUGAACCCCAUCUUUGCUGCUACUCCCAAGAACUUCCGCAUUGGAGGAGAUGUUCUGCCUAAGAAGGAUCUCUCCCGAUUCCUGAAGUGGCCCCGUUACGUGAUCAUCCAGAGACAGCGUAAGAUUCUGAGCCAGCGUCUGAAGGUUCCUCCCACCGUGAACCAGUUCAGCCAUGUGUUGGACAAGAACCAGGCUGCUGAGGUGUUCCGUCUGAUGAACAAGUACGCUCCUGAGACGGAGGCCGAGAAGAAGGCUCGUCUGGAGGCUGCUGCCAAGGCGAAGGCUGAGGGCAAGCCCGUGGAGGAGAAGCGUGCUCUGGUUGUGAAGUACGGUCUGGACAACGUGACGAAGCUGGUGGAGCGCAAGAAGGCCAAGCUGGUUCUGAUUGCCAACGACGUGGAUCCCCUGGAGCUGGUGAUGUGGCUGCCCGCUCUGUGCCACAAGAUGGGCGUUGCGUACGCGAUCGUGAGCGGCAAGGGCCGUCUGGGCGCUCUGGUGCACCAGAAGACCGCUACUUGCGUGUGUCUGACGGGAGUGAACCCUGAGGACGAGGCGGCGCUGAACUCGCUGCAGGAGAGCUUCACCACCAAGUACGCCGAGAACAAGAAGUGGGGUGGCGGUAUCAUGGGACUGAAGACUCAGCGCAAGCUGAGCAUUCGUGCCGCUGCCAUCGCUGCUGAGAAGGCCAAGAGAGCUUCUCUCUAAGCUGAUUGUGAGGCUACAUGAAGAAAGAAAGGAAGGAAGGGUGGAAUCGUCAUGGGU